This is a messenger RNA of Agrilus planipennis (emerald ash borer), 817 nucleotides long. RefSeq lists its product as uncharacterized. The transcript has 2 exons. The record is from RefSeq and is a predicted model, not a curated record. NCBI's taxonomy places the organism in Eukaryota, Metazoa, Arthropoda, Insecta, Coleoptera, Buprestidae. Bases 98 to 538 code for a protein of 146 amino acids.
AAAACGGUAUUAACGAAGGCCACAAAUAAGUAUAUAAACUGAUCUAACCCCUUCACCUUCAUCAAAUAGUCCACUGUUUGAAGUAAUUCGCAUCAAAAUGAACAGUCUGACCGUUGUUGCUUUGGCUUGCUUGGCUGUUGUUGCCAAUGCUGCUCCAUCUGGUUGGGGUCUUCAUGACGAUGGCCAAUGGCACGGAGAGGGUUUACUUGAAAGCCAAUAUCAUGGGGAAGGAAUCUUAGCUUCCGGCGCUCUUGGACACCACGGUGCCAUCGUUGCUGGUGCUCUUCCCGCUGCUCAUGCCGUUGUCGCUGGACCCGUCCAUGGAGCUGGAGCUGUUUUGGUACCACCAAGUGCCGGAGCCGUUGUAUCUGGACCCGCUCAUGGAAUUAUUGGACAUGGACUCCUUGGACACGGCGUAGUAGGACACGCCGCAGGAGCUGUUAUCGCUGGUCCCGCUGGAGUUGUCGGACCCGCUGGAAUUAUCGGACCCGCUGGUAUCGUUGGUGCUGGACAUUGGGGUCAUCAUGGUCAUUGGUAAACUUCGCCAAUACUAAAUGGGAACGCAAAUGCUCGAAUGGGGUCUCUAAGGAACUCGCUAGGAAGGACUUUGGAAAUUUAAAUUAUUUUUUUAAUGGCAUGAGAUUGUUUGAUAAUAUAGCCUCCGCUAGUAUCCCUAGAGGGUCUGUUUGAGUUUGUAAUGUUGUUUACGGGUUUACUGACUGCGCAUGUACAAUUGACUGCGAUUAUGAUUACCUUUGUUUUUUUUUUGUUCACUGUAUAUAUACAUGUCCAUAAUAAAUCAAUGAUGCAAGCGAUA